AUGGCUACAACCCUCGACGAUCUGCUCGAUGCGUUGGUCGUGCCCCCAGCGUUUGCGCGAUAUGACAGGAUAACAGACACGGCUACUUUAUCUGACGUGCGGGCAUGGAAGUCGAGAUUACUGCCAACACUUUCCCAACUGGACGUCUCGUCGUCAUCGUUAUCGACAGCUGAACGGGCAAAACUUGUAAGAGUUCUCGCCCCACUCACCGCCACCGCGCCAUGGACCUCUUCGAAAUCUCGUACCCUUGCAGCCACACUCCUCGCAACAAUUUCCCCCACUCCCACACUCGUCACAUACACGCUUUCGAGCGUGGUCAAACCCCUCUUUGCUGCGACGCCCCACCCUCGUCUUCAUCUCGCAACAGCACGUGUCCUUGCUCGCCCAGCCGAUACACAGGAUACAUACCACCAUCAGCCAUGGAAAGAUUGUCCCGGCCUGGAGGAGGUCCUCAGGUGGUGUAUCUUAAACACGCAGUCGCCGACUUACGAGCAAAUAUGGCCUCUUAUUCUGCCCCCCACCAUGACCUUCCUUGACGAUUAUGAAGUUCCCUACAAAGUGCUUGGCGUACGCCUUAUCUCCGAUAUGUUAACCUGCGUACCUUCAGAACUACUCCUACGGACCGGCGUAGAUGCACUACUUUUCAACUCUCUUACGAGUGCCCUGAAUCACCUCCGUGACCAGAGCACUCCCGAGUUGAUUCGAACGGUAGUCCCGACAACACUACAGCUUAUUGACCUUACUACGCCUUCGCCGUUUCCUAACCCAUCUCCUUUCCCACUCUCCACGGAUGGUACAAAGGGCGCCAGCUCAACGGAUUUGAGCCUUUCACUUUCUCCAUCCUUACAGAAGUCCCUUACUACAAGGUUUAAUCGUCUGUCCACCCUACUCUCCUCAUCGAUUCUGGGGACAGUCAUUCUGUACACACCGACAGUUGUCCCAUCGGAACCGGCUCCUACUCUGGAUCCGUUUUCGGACCCUGAGCACGUGGCAUCGGACUCUGGGUCGGAGCCUUUCACAAUUCGGCCUGUACAGGAAGCAAAGCCAAGUACCCAUGUUCCACAUCCUACUUUGGUGGCAGCUUCCCAUGUCCUGCCUCCCGUUAUAUCUGCUCUCGGUGUAGGGGCUGCGAGGUUUUUGAAAGGCAUCGUGCCAGUGGUCGUUGGCUGGCUCGCGCUGCCUAUCUCUACCCCAGGAUCUUCACACUCAACUAUUAUCCCAACACCUGUCGACCCUUCAGAAGGGGAGAAAAAAACUGGCCAAGCACAAGUGAACAUCAAUGAACCGCUCGCCUUGCAUCUUGCAGCCCUGCACGUUGUGAACGUUCUGAUUGAUACAUGUCCAUCACGAAUCGCUCGGUGGUCGACAACCAUUACUGAUGGUCUGGCUCGGUGUUGGGUUGGUUGUGUAGAUGCCGUGUCUACUGACACUGCACCACCUCGGCUGGAGGUACUCCGCGGACGCCUGCAGGAGGUUGCAGUGGAAUUGGCAACUGCGUGUCCACGUGUAGUCAGGAAUGAAUUCACACAGCUCCUUGAAGUUGAUCAGACGCUGUUUGACGGACUAGUAGGAAGUAUAUACACAGCUCAGUGUGAUGAUCCCACACUUGGAGUUGUGGCCAUGAAUAAUUCCGGCAAUGCCACCUCGGAAAUAGUCUCAUGA
Pisolithus orientalis is the source of this 1662-nucleotide messenger RNA. RefSeq lists its product as uncharacterized. The coding region runs from base 1 to 1662 and encodes 553 amino acids. NCBI's taxonomy places the organism in Eukaryota, Fungi, Basidiomycota, Agaricomycetes, Boletales, Pisolithaceae. The record is from RefSeq and is a predicted model, not a curated record. Gene Ontology annotation, cellular component: centrosome; nucleoplasm; cytosol. The transcript is spliced from 5 exons.